Molecule: messenger RNA, 399 nt
Organism: Cricetulus griseus (Chinese hamster)
Lineage: Eukaryota; Metazoa; Chordata; Mammalia; Rodentia; Cricetidae
Source: RefSeq, a predicted model, not a curated record
CCAGCCCCAGGGCUGGUCCCGGAGUACGAAGCUUCUCGCCCCUGCUACCCCAAGGAGCAGGGAGAGCCACGGCCAAGCCCAGGACUGCCAGUUGGACCAGCAGCAGGUGACUCAAAGCUGCCAGAAGAGGAACCUCCCAAGAAGAAGCACCGACGCAACCGCACAACGUUCACCACGUACCAGCUGCAUGAGCUGGAGCGUGCCUUCGAGAAAUCCCACUACCCCGACGUGUACAGCCGCGAGGAGCUGGCGGGCAAAGUUAACCUACCCGAGGUUAGGGUUCAGGGGGACAAGUUCUCGCUGGAAGAGGCGUACCCGCGCAACAGCAGCAUCGCCGCACUGCGCCUGAAGGCCAAGGAGCACAUCCAGGCCAUCGGGAAGCCCUGGCAAGCCCUCUAG